This is a messenger RNA of Bradysia coprophila, 1913 nucleotides long. RefSeq names its product alpha-1,6-mannosyl-glycoprotein 2-beta-N-acetylglucosaminyltransferase (gene Mgat2). Gene Ontology annotation, molecular function: alpha-1,6-mannosylglycoprotein 2-beta-N-acetylglucosaminyltransferase activity. Lineage: Eukaryota; Metazoa; Arthropoda; Insecta; Diptera; Sciaridae. Gene Ontology annotation, biological process: protein N-linked glycosylation; oligosaccharide biosynthetic process. Gene Ontology annotation, cellular component: Golgi stack; Golgi membrane. The record is from RefSeq and is a predicted model, not a curated record.
UCAACAAACAACUAUUUUUAACAUUUUCGUAUUCUAUAUUGAAGUUGAACUCUCUCAUCGUUUUCGGGUUUUCUCAUGUAACAAAUAGUUCCGAAACCAUUAUCGUUGUUUUGUUAAUUACUCAUUUAGACCAAGUGCAUAAUUUUUGUCAUUGUCAUGUCAUAAUAGUUCGAGUUUAAUGCGGCAACUAUUUUCAACAUAAUUUUAGACGAAUUAUUGCUUUGAAUUCUCCGCAUUUUCCUUUUUGGAUAAAUCGAUAAAACUUUUUUUUUUAUUAUUCAAGAUCCUUCAGCAUUAUGUGUAUAACGUUGUUCGGGUGUGCUGUUCAAUAGUGGUCACUGUUGUUGUAUAAUGAUGCAUUUAUGCAGAAUUGUCACAUAUUGACGAUCGUUGGUAUCAUUAAAAUGUUAAUUGUUCAGGUGCACAGUCGUUAACGGUUCAUGACAACAAAUUAUGGCAGGCGGACGGAUUUUAAUCCCACUGCCGAACACCAGAUAUGCAUUCCGAAGGAAAAAUUCCGUAUGCGCACGAUUUGCCGUUGGUAUAUUUGUUAUUUGUUUUGGACUAUCGCAGUUGUAUGUUUUAAAUCAAACCGAAAAAAAUACCAAUACCGUUGUGGAGUUAAACUAUUCAGCAGCAGCCAUACUAUCAAUGGUUCCUUCCAUGUAUCAUAAGUACUUGACGACAAAGACUCGGAAUCAAACUUCAGCUAUAAACGGUACAUCAUCAUCAAGUUACGUGGACUCGUAUCGUCGACCAGGCAUCGAACAAAUGCGUCGCUUCAUACGACGGUACAAUGAACUGCAGUCGAUUCUAAAUGAAGAUAUUUUCGGUCCAUUGGAAAAUGAUUCUGUACUGAUUGUGGUUCAAGUUCACACGAGAAUCAAUUAUUUACGUCAUUUGAUUGUUAGUUUGGCUCAGGCGAGAGACAUAUCACGAUCGUUGAUAAUAUUUUCGCAUGAUUACUACGACGAGGACAUCAAUGACUUGAUUCAGUCGAUUGAUUUUUGUAAAGUGAUGCAAAUUUUCUACCCUCAUUCGAUACAGACUCAUCCUCAUGAAUUUCCCGGAGUAGAGCCCGACGAUUGUCCGAGAGACAUUAAACGCGAUCAAGCAAUAAUUCGAAAGUGCACAAACGCCAACUAUCCGGAUCUAUACGGACAUUAUCGUGAAGCUUCAUUUACUCAAACCAAACACCAUUGGUGGUGGAAAGCCAACAGGGUAUUCGAUCAAAUAGCGGCAACACAACAUCACACAGGCGCUGUUCUGUUUCUCGAAGAGGACCAUUACGUGUCUGAGGAUUUCAUUUACCUAUUAGAGCUUAUGCAACGGAAAGCGAAUGAGUUAUGUGGAAAGUGCAAUAUAUUGUCGUUAGGAACGUAUUUGAAAACAUUAAACUAUUACACGUACAAUAACAAUCACAAGGUCGAAAUUACGCCUUGGGUCAGCAGCAAGCACAACAUGGGAUUUUCCUUUAAUCGAUCGACAUGGCGUGAAAUAGUCCAAUGCGCUAAAUAUUUCUGUACAUAUGAUGACUACAAUUGGGAUUGGAGUUUACAACAUGCUUCGCAGAACUGUCUUAAGCAUAAAUUACACGCAAUGGUCGUUAAGGGACCGAGGGUGUUUCAUAUUGGCGAAUGUGGAGUGCAUCAUAGAAAACGAAACUGUGAAUCAAAUCAAGUGAUAUCGAAAGUCCAGCAGGUGCUAAAAAUAGCUACUAGAUCCGGACAAUUAUUUCCCAAAAGCCUAACGCUAACCGUAGCUAGUAUAUUAAAGAAAACGAAAUCCCGCAAGGGUAACGGAGGUUGGGGUGAUCGAAGAGACCACACGCUAUGUCUCAAUAUGACAAUUAGUACAGGGUUGAUAAAAUCGAAACAAAACUUGUAAAAAAUAAAUUUGAAAAAAAAUUACAA